Ustilaginoidea virens is the source of this 2061-nucleotide messenger RNA. RefSeq lists its product as uncharacterized. Gene Ontology annotation, molecular function: calcium ion binding; NADH dehydrogenase activity. The record is from RefSeq and is a predicted model, not a curated record. The coding region runs from base 1 to 2061 and encodes 686 amino acids. The transcript has 2 exons. Lineage: Eukaryota; Fungi; Ascomycota; Sordariomycetes; Hypocreales; Clavicipitaceae.
AUGCGACAGCGCAUGGGACAGUCAGCCUCAACAGCGGCGGCCGUCUUGAACCAUCAAAGGCCGCUCUUUGCCAGUGUGCGUACGAGUCAUGUGUCGCACCUCCGCAAACCGUUGUCUUGGAACCGUUUCAACGUCGAAUUUAGCCGAAGCGGCGCGUUCUCACCUUGGUCCAAGCCCAAUACAUUUUUGCAGCACCGGUUUCUCUCUGGCAAGCCCCUUCCUCAGGUGAAUUCCUGGGUGCUCAACUUCUGUUACAGGGCCGGCGCUUGGCUCGGUAUAUCGAUAACGGUUCUUGGACUGGGGAUUGUCGGCUUCUUUCUCUACGAUGCCUCGACAUACAAACAAGAUGGGCAGCAGAGCGAUAUCAAUGUCUCGGAGCUUGCGCUCCAGCCUCGAAGAGGAGGGCCGAACAAACUUCCAAUAGCUGAAGUGUUUAUAGACGACGACGAUUGCGAUGCAAAGAGGCGGAUUAAAGACAAGCCGAAACUUGUCAUUUUAGGCGGCGGAUGGGGAGGCGUUGCAUUGCUGAAAAAUUUGAAUCCCGACGACUACCAUGUAACGGUCAUUUCUCCUGCCAAUUAUUUCCUCUUCACACCGAUGCUACCUUCAGCAACAGUUGGGACUUUGGAGUUUAGAUCUCUCGUCGAACCCAUUCGUCGAAUACUGAACAGAGUUCACGGGCAUUUCAUCAGGGCCAAAGCCGAAGACGUGCAUUUUUCGGAGAAACUUGUCGAAGUGUCCCAGCUGGACAAUCGGGGCAAAGAAGUUCGGUUUUAUGUCCCAUAUGAUAAGUUGGUGAUUGCGGUGGGCUCUGUGACGAACCCCCACGGUGUCAAGGGACUCGAAAACGCCUUCUUUCUGAAGGAUAUAAAUGACGCAAGAAAAAUCCGAAAUCAAGUGAUUCGCAAUCUCGAGGUGGCUUGCUUGCCAACUAUUUCGGAUGAGGAGCGCAAGAGGUUGUUGUCUUUCGUCGUCAGCGGGGGUGGGCCUACUGGCGUCGAAUUUGCUGCCGAAAUUUUCGAUCUUCUAAACGAAGAUUUGACCAGACACUUUCCUCGACUACUGAGAAACGAGAUUUCUGUGCAUCUUAUUCAAAGUCGAAGUCAUAUUCUCAACACCUACGACGAGACGGUCUCCAAGUAUGCAGAGGAGCGCUUUGCCAGGGAUCAGAUCGAAGUCCUCACUAAUUCGAGGGUAAAGGAAGUUUGUCACGACAAGAUCAUCUUUACCCAGAAGCAAGAAGAUGGGAGGCUUCUGACCAAAGAACUGCCAGCCGGAUUUGUCCUUUGGUCUACCGGGGUUUCGCAGACAGUGCUCUGCCAGAGAUUAGCUCAGAAGUUAGGGAGCUGUCAGACCAACCGCCAUGCGUUGGAAACGGAUACAUAUCUGAGGUUGAAUGGAACACCUUUGGGCGAUGUUUACGCCAUUGGCGACUGCUCCACUGUUCAAAAUAAUGUCGCUGAUCACAUCAUUACAUUCCUUCGGGCAUUAGCAUGGAAGCAUGGCAAAGACCCCGAAACACUGCAACUGGGCUUCAAGGAUUGGCGUCAAGUCGCCCAUGAUGUGAAGAAGCGCUUUCCCCAGUCAGUCAGUCACUUAAAACGACUCGACAAGCUCUUUGCUGAGUUUGACAAAGAUCAGUCUGGAACCCUGGAUUUCGGGGAGUUGAGAGAGCUAUUGAACCAAAUUGAUAGUAAGCUGACAUCUCUACCUGCAACUGCCCAAAGAGCGCACCAACAAGGCUAUUACUUGGCACAAAAACUCAACAAGCUGGCACACCUAUCCGAUGGGCUGUCAGCAAAUGACAUUCGCGACGGCGACCUUGACGCCGCGGCCUACAAGGCCUUUGAGUACCACCACCUUGGUAGCCUUGCAUACAUUGGCAAUUCCGCUGUGUUCGAUCUUGGGGAAGGUUGGAGUAUAGCCGGCGGGCUGUGGGCAGUGUAUGCAUGGAGGUCCGUGUACUUUGCCCAGAGUGUGAGUUUUCGUACACGUUGUUUGAUGGCAAUGGAUUGGGCAAAGCGAGGCUUGUUCGGAAGAGAUCUCAUGAGUUUUGGAUAA